Molecule: messenger RNA, 813 nt
Organism: Pipistrellus kuhlii (Kuhl's pipistrelle)
Lineage: Eukaryota; Metazoa; Chordata; Mammalia; Chiroptera; Vespertilionidae
Gene: MORN5
Product: MORN repeat containing 5
Exons: 5
Coding region: 224-694 (156 amino acids)
Source: RefSeq, a predicted model, not a curated record
CAUAGUGAGGCGGUGUACACUGAGACUCGGCCUGGAAACUCUAAGCAGGCAGGCAGGCGCCAUGCAGUACACGGGGAGCCAAUAUAUUGGAGCAUUUGUAGAUGGGAGGUAAGGGCCUCAUUUGAUUCAUAAUGUCUUGGACAUCUGUGCCUUUUAAAGGGACCCUGUAGCAGACACUUCCACAAACUUUAUCUCUUUUAACCUUCAGAACCACUAUGUCAGGAUGGAGGGUAAUGCCGAAUACAUCCUCCCUACUGAAACAAGAUACGUUGGGGAAAUGAAGGACGGCAUGUUUCACGGCGAAGGAACCCUGUACUUCCCCAAUGGGAGCCGAUACGAUGCCAUUUGGGAGAAGGGUUUGGCUGUUAAGGGCACAUACACCUUCUCCGACGGAUUGCAGUAUGACGGAAAGAACUGGCAUUACUGUGACGGCUAUGACCGGAGGUUUUACACCGAGAUCUGCCACGGCUUGAAGCCUACAGGUAUCUCUCAACUCUCCAAUAUGGACCCUCCUAGAAAAAUCCCUCCAGGCUAUUAUGACUGUGGAGAUGGCUUCUACAACCCGAAAACGAGGGUCAUCAGGGACUAUAAGAACCGCUUUCUGCGAAAUGCCGAUGAUGAUGAGCAUGAGUGGAUUAUCCGGACGUGUCGGAAGGGCUGGGACGAGUUUGUGGGUCACAGGCCCACGCUGUGAGCUCUGCUGUGAGGUGGCUACCUCAGCCAGAGGCUUCCCUCUGCUCUACUGGCAUCGGCUGGCCCUGGUGGCAGGCUGUAGUUAAGAACCUGAACUUGACUCAGGAAUAAAGGCUUUCU